Messenger RNA from Mesorhabditis spiculigera, 1620 nucleotides. NCBI's taxonomy places the organism in Eukaryota, Metazoa, Nematoda, Chromadorea, Rhabditida, Rhabditidae. The record is from the annotation of a GenBank genome assembly.
AUGUUCGAGACUCUGGUCGAAUAUCGCAAGAAAUUGUCAUCUAGCCAUGCCGAAUUGCCAGCGCCCGUUGCUAUCCAGGUUGUUGGCACCUUCAUCACGGAGCGUCAAUCUUCGGUGUUGCGAUGCUGGGAUGGAACCGAGCUUCACAAUGAAAUGCUUCGUAUGGCGCGCCGCAUGGACCUGAGGCUCAGCCUGGUCAAGGACGAUGAGAUUUUAGAGGAAAAGGGCUGGGCCCCUGAGCAUGUACUCGAGGCGUCACGUGGACGGUGUGUUGAUGUGUUUCUCUACGAAUACGCCAAGGACCUCAAAUACAUACAGGCUGGAUCCUUCAUCGAGCUGCACAACGUCGACUACCGCUACACGCAGUCGACCGAUUCUGCCUAUCUGCGACUUCCAAUGACGCCGAGGUCUAGAGGAGGCACAUCAUCGAAGAUUCUCGAGAUAGAAUGUCCCGAAGCACACCCUGUCGCCUGCGAGAUGCAGGCUUUCGAGACGCAGCCUGAUGAGACGAUGGAAACUGCCGAUGGCGAUAACGCACCCGCCGACCAACCACCUCCUGUUCAGCCGCUCGAUGCGUCGGUUGCCGAGCCCUCUAUUAUGUUGGUCAAGCAGGAAAUCGCUUCCCCAAGUAGACGACUCCAGUCUCAGGAAAGCCGCUUGAACACGACACCGCUUUGGAGCGAUGCCGGGACACGCGGUCGUCCCCCGACUGAGCAAGGCCCCUCCUCUCCGGUUCCGCCGCCAGUCGUCCAAUCGUCGACCACCAAUUCUCCGAUUAGGAAGAGCAUUUUGGUGAAACCUGAGGAGUCGAGCACACCGCAGCCAGCCACGCAAAAUGCCAACUCACCUGCCAGGCGUGAUUCUACAUUUGCGGUGCCGGCCGUUCCCACCCGAUCGCCUCCGGCAAAACGGCGCAACCUUGGGCCCGGACCAUCCACGCAAGCUCAGUUGACCGAGUCGCAGGCCAGCGCCAGUUCGAUUCCCGAUUCCCUCGCCUCCCAAGGAGCAGCACUCGAAAAAGCGAAGCGCGCAAUGGUCAAUUUGUUCGACCAGAACGACCACGCCACCCCAGAGACCAGGUUGAUCAACCUGAUCAAGGAGCAGCGAGCACGCGAAUAUCUGCGUCGUCUGACCGACCUGACACAAGACCCAACGUGGGACCAAGAGGCCCUGGUCGCCAUCACGGCCAAAGUUGGCGACGUCGUUUGGUUCUACAAUUGGUUGCUGCCGGCCUCCGAUCUGCUCAGCGCUCCUGCUUUCGUCGAACGCGCGCGGGCGCGUAUGAUCUCAUGGGCUCUGCGCUGUACGGAAUGCUUUGAGCAGAUCCCGAUCGGUACACGGAAAGCGGUAAAAAGCGCCUUCUGCCCACAUUGUUUCGAAGCACAAGGCAAGCUCUUCCCUUGCGAGGCGCUCUACCGUAUCCUGGUGCCCGUUUGGUUCUAUGAUGACAACAGCCAGGAUCGUCUCAUCUACCUCCGCAUCGACAAUAUGGCUUUGAGCAUCUGCUCCAAAUUCUACCUACUUCCGGCAAAGUCCGUGGUCCGCGGCCAUCCACGCGACGAUCAUGGGGAAACGGUGUUGAUGGACGUGCUCGACUGUCGCGUUCGGGCCAAGCUCCAC